AUGGGAAUACGCCUGAAAGAAGGUGGCAAGAUUAAUCGUUCGCUACUAGCGCUGAAUAACGUCUUUGCCUCACUUGAACGGGACUCGAAGUACAUUAAUUACCGAGAGAGCAAAUUGACCCACCUUCUGAAGGAUCCCUUAACAAACAGCUCUCAUACAGUGAUUAUCGCCAACGUUAAUCCAUCUCUCCGACAGUACGAAGAGACGCGCAACAUAAUCAUACACGUUUCACGUCUAAUGAAGGCAUCUUGGAAGACUCCAACCGCAAAAACACAUGCAGCUACGAUAGUUAAACAGACUCAUAAAGAACAGCAGGGACAUCAUGUAUCGCAGCCCGCCGCCGCUAAGCAAAAGAAACCUACGCCGGUGCCCGCUUCUGUCCCUUCUGAGUCGAAGAGCACAGUCGAGAACGAAACGACCGUCAAAGCCGACGAACCAGUAUUUCCUGCUGAAGCGUUCGAUUCUUUCAAAAUGGACAUCCGAAAGAAUAUUGCGUCACUGUGCCAGUCGAACGAAUCGCUUCUUUCUCGGAAGUAUCAGAUUAGAGACUCGCUCGUAUCUAUGUUCGAAAAGCAGGCCAAACUAAGGCAUGUAUAG
Molecule: messenger RNA, 597 nt
Organism: Soboliphyme baturini
Lineage: Eukaryota; Metazoa; Nematoda; Enoplea; Dioctophymatida; Soboliphymatidae
Source: the annotation of a GenBank genome assembly